AUGUUGCUUCCGGGCCAUGUGGUGGCGCUGCAUGUGACGACGUGCGGCCAGAGCGGGGCCGGCCUCGGCUCGGACGAGAAGGAAGUCGUGCUGCUGAUUUACGUAAUCAUCGAUGUGCAGACAAAUAACAUAAUUGGCGCGAAGCAGUAUCUAGUCCGGCCGAUGAAUUCGACGUUCCGCACGGACUCUAGUGGCAAUAGUAUCACCGGCAGCAGCAACAGCAACAUCAGCGGCGUGGCUAGCGGCCCCAUCGGUGCACUGACAGCAACUGACUGCAGCAGCACCACGUCCGAUCAGCAGUGCUUGGCAUCUUCGCCGUCGUCGGCCGGAGUGCCGGAAUGUGCAAUAUCGCAGGAGAUACCGGCCAUCGAGACGCUGGUACAGACCAAUGGCCGUCCCCUGGAGGAAGUUAUCCAGCAGUUUGACGAGUACACCAAGUCACUCAACCUGGACCCCCACAGUCCCAGCUUUCGGCUAGUCACGGACGGCCAGCUGCCGCUCCGGCAGUGUCUGCAUCCGGAAGCCAGUGCCAAAGAGAUCGACCUGCCACAGUACUACUGGCGGUUUUGCGACCUGCGCAAGGAGUUCGUGCGCCUGAAGGCGGGUGACCUGGCCCGGGCCCUGGUGCCGGUGGCCGAGGCGCAGAAGCUCCAGUCGAUGCCGAACCUCGUGCCGCCCGUCCCGGCCUCGAUCACCGACAUAAUCCAAGAUCUGGAGCUGCAGGCUUGCCAGGAUAAUAACGAGUUCUACGUGAAGGAAGCGCGUGACAUGGUGACGAUCGUGCAGCACAUGAUCACCUUAGGCCACAAAUUUGACGUUAACGAAGUAAUAAAUCUUAAUCUGGAGCCCGGCAUUUGCUCAAUUGACGACGAAAUCGAUGGGACGUGCAUAGUGCGUGCCCGUGGACUGCCGUGGCAGAGCAGCGAUCAGGAUAUUGCAAAAUUUUUCCGCGGCCUUAAUGUGGCAAAGGGUGGUGUAGCUCUUUGUCUAUCGCCACAAGGACGUCGCAACGGUGAAGCAUUGGUGCGCUUCGUAUCUCAGGAACACCGCGACAUGGCGCUCAAACGACACAAGCAUCACAUCGGAAACCGAUACAUCGAGGUGUAUCGCGCAAACGGCGAGGACUUUCUGUCCGUCGCCGGUGGGGCUUCGAACGAGGCGCAAGCAUUUCUGACCAAGGGAGCACAGGUCAUCAUUCGGAUGCGUGGUUUACCGUACGACUGCACUGCCAAGCAAGUGCUCGACUUCUUCGCCAACGGGGAGAACAGCUGCAACGUGCUGGACGGUUCCGAUGGCAUCCUGUUCGUGAAGAAACCGGACGGCCGGGCGACGGGCGAUGCGUUCGUACUGUUCGAGCAGGAGUCGGACGUCAACAAGGCGCUCUCGAAACACCGGGAAUCAAUCGGCCAGCGGUACAUCGAACUGUUCCGCUCGACAACGGCCGAAGUGCAACAGGUUCUGAACCGAUCGAUGGAUCCGAAAACGUACGAACCGCCUCAGCCACCGCUGAUUGCACAGUUACCGCAGGUGCAGAUGCAACUGCUACCGCAGCACGUCAUUACCAGUGGCACCGAGAAGAACUGCAUCCGAUUACGGGGUUUACCGUACGAGGCGAAGGUAGAACACAUUCUGCACUUCCUGGACGACUUCGCGAAGCACAUCGUCUACCAGGGCGUGCACUUGGUGUACAAUGCGCAGGGACAGUUCAAUGGUGAAGCGUUCAUACAGAUGGACUCGGAGACCGCCGCCUACCAGUCGGCCCAGCAGAAGCACCACAAGAACAUGAUGUUCGGCAAGAAGCAGCGCUACAUCGAGGUGUUCCAGUGUUCCGGCGACGACAUGAACAUGGUGCUGAACGGGGGCUACCAGCAGCCGUCGAGCGGCCUGUCGAAACCAUCGCUCCUCUCACCGGGUAUGUUACCGACAGCGGCCACACAGCCACCGACACACGCUCCCCAGCAGACGCUCUCACUCUCCCAGAUACCGUUACCCAUUCCGCCGCCCCUGUCCCUGUCCAUGCCUCCGCCAAGCCAUCAGCUGCUGGCGCAACAGCAGGCACACUACAUUGCGCAGCAAAGUCUGCUCGCCCGCCAGGCGGCAGCCGCCCAGCAGCAUCAGCAGGAGCAGUUUAUGCUGCAAAACCUGGGUGUUUACGCUCCCCCGACCAGUGUCGGAGGAGGACAAAGUGCGGGCGGAGGAGCCAGCUACGCGACGGCCGGCAGUGUGGGGCAGUCGGCGGCAAGUGGUGCCACCGGUGGGGGUCUUCCGCUCGGCCAUGCUUCCGGCCCGGGUGCCGGAGCCGGUGGCCUGUCGGGGCUGGGUGCCAGUAGCCACGCGGGACUUCCGCCACAUUUGGCCGGCCACCCUUCGCUCAGCUCGCCGUACUCGCAACUCUUUUUCAUGCCACGCCACGCCAUGUUUACCACGAACGGUGGCUUUCCGAUGGGUCUGAUGGCACCGUCCUCAGCUCACCACGGUGGCUUCAAUCCGCUGCACGCUUACCACCACAGCCUUGGUGGUGCCGGUGGUGGCGGUGGGGCUAGUGCUGCUGCCGGUGGCGGCGGUGGUGGUGGGGCUGGCUCUGGAGCCGCCGGAUUGGCAGGUGGUGCCGGUUCCGCCAGUGCACUAUCCCAUCAUCACCCGUCGGCCCUCAUGCACCCGUCGGCGGCCGCGCAGCAGCAUCAUGCCGUGGCGAUGGCUGCGGCGGCUGCGUCACAACAAGCAGUUGCUGGUAUGUUGCCUUCGAGCAUCAAGCGAUCGUACGACAGUGCUUUCCGCGGCGAUCAGUCGUCCCUGGCGACCAGUGCCGCCAGCAAGCGUCCCUACCACGGCACACCGUCGCAGAACGCGGCUGCGGCCGCCGCGGCCGCAGCUGCUGCCCUUUACGGUCCGUACUAUCACAUGUGA
Anopheles cruzii is the source of this 2907-nucleotide messenger RNA. It is a transcript of the gene fus, whose product is annotated as RNA-binding protein fusilli. Lineage: Eukaryota; Metazoa; Arthropoda; Insecta; Diptera; Culicidae. The transcript has 11 exons. Gene Ontology annotation, molecular function: RNA binding. Gene Ontology annotation, cellular component: ribonucleoprotein complex. The coding region runs from base 1 to 2907 and encodes 968 amino acids. The record is from RefSeq and is a predicted model, not a curated record.